CACACUGCGCAUGCGUACGUCUCUGUGGGUUUUCGCGCUCUGACAGCUGAGGGUCGGUACGCGCGGGGUUUCAAAGCGCUGCCCGGGGUCCGGUGACUGAGACAUGAGUCUGUGGGUGGAUAAAUAUCGGCCGACCUCCAUUACCAAGUUGGAUUAUCACAAAGAGCAGGCAGCUCAACUUCGGAACCUGGUGCAAUGUGGAGAUUUUCCGCAUCUCCUCGUGUUCGGCCCCUCGGGUGCUGGAAAGAAGACUCGGAUUAUGUGUUUGUUGCGAGAGUUAUAUGGUGCUGGAGUUGAAAAGCUGAGGAUUGAGCAUCAGACUAUAACAGCCCCGUCAAAAAAGAAAAUUGAAAUCAGUACCAUAGCAAGCAACUACCACCUGGAAGUCAACCCAAGCGAUGCAGGUAAUAGUGACCGGGUAGUGAUCCAAGAAUUAUUGAAGACAGUUGCCCAGUCGCAGCAACUUGAGACAAGUACCCAGAGAGACUUUAAAGUUGUCUUGUUAACGGAAGUUGAUAAGCUGACUAAAGAUGCCCAGCAUGCCUUACGAAGAACAAUGGAAAAAUAUAUGUCUACCUGCAGACUUAUUUUAUGUUGCAAUUCUACAUCAAAAGUAAUCUCUCCAAUUCGUAGCAGAUGCUUGGCAGUGCGUGUUCCAGCUCCCAGCAUUGAAGAGAUUUGUUUAGUUUUGUUCAGUGUAUGCAAAAAAGAGGGCCUGCUCCUUCCUCAGGAUCUUGCACGCAAGAUCGCUGAGAAAUCUGGCAGAAAUCUCAGAAAAGCACUUCUCAUGUGUGAAGCUUGCAGAGUACAACAGUAUCCUUUCAGUUCUGAUCAAGAUAUACCAGAGACAGACUGGGAAGUUUAUGUAAAAGAAACUGCUAAUGCUAUUGUCAGCCAGCAAACACCCCAAAGGCUGCUUGAGGUUCGUGGUCGUCUUUAUGAACUUUUGACUCAUUGUAUCCCUCCUGAGAUUAUAAUGAAGUCGCUCUUAUCAGAACUGCUCAAUAACUGCGAUGGACAAAUGAAAUGCGAGGUCGUGCAGAUGGCCGCUUACUAUGAGCACAGACUGCAGCUUGGAAGUAAAGCCAUAUAUCAUCUGGAGGCGUUCGUGGCCAAAUUUAUGGCUAUUUAUAAGCGGUUUAUGGAGGAUGGACUUGAAGCUAUGAUGUUCUAAGCUGCCAAUAUGACUUCUGUGGUACUUGUGUUCUGUUACCACUGUUCCUUCCUCUGCGCCAUAAAAUGAAGCACUGCUUCUAAUACACGGUCAUGCACGUGUUUCAAAGUAAUCCCCCCCCCCCAGCGGACCAUCCUAUUAUAGCCACUCAGCCUUUUCUGUUCAUUACUGUUCAGAAAUAAAGACAAUGUUUUUGUA
Molecule: messenger RNA, 1372 nt
Organism: Spea bombifrons (plains spadefoot toad)
Lineage: Eukaryota; Metazoa; Chordata; Amphibia; Anura; Pelobatidae
Gene: RFC3
Product: replication factor C subunit 3
Exons: 9
Coding region: 104-1174 (356 amino acids)
Biological process (GO): DNA-templated DNA replication; DNA repair
Cellular component (GO): nucleus; DNA replication factor C complex
Molecular function (GO): DNA binding; ATP hydrolysis activity; DNA clamp loader activity
Source: RefSeq, a predicted model, not a curated record